This is a messenger RNA of Sabethes cyaneus, 819 nucleotides long. Its product is annotated as 37 kDa salivary gland allergen Aed a 2-like. The transcript has 3 exons. The record is from RefSeq and is a predicted model, not a curated record. The coding region runs from base 38 to 544 and encodes 168 amino acids. Gene Ontology annotation, molecular function: odorant binding. Lineage: Eukaryota; Metazoa; Arthropoda; Insecta; Diptera; Culicidae.
UUAGAAGUAAGUAAUCACGACGGAGAACGUUGAAAUAAUGGCUCUUGUGAAGAAAAUUGGUUUAAUCAUUUCGAUUAUAAGUUUUCCUGAAUCAUUUUGCUUCGGGAAAGACCAAUCCUAUGGCGCAUGUCUUAAAGAAAUGAAUCUCGGCUUGGUCCCAAAAAUCUGCGAGAUGCGGAACUACGCCAUAAUCACUGGGAAUGCAAUGAACGCGCACAUGAAAUGCACUUUGAAAUCGUUCGGUUGGUCUGAUAAUAGUGCGGAGAUUAAAGUUCAAAGCGUAUUAAACGAUGCUCGUGCUGUGGUGGGUGAUUUGGAGAAAAAUAUCGCCCGUUGUGCUAGAAAAGCUGAAAACGCGUCGGUCAACAGUAAAGCAAAUCAAUUCUAUAUUUGCAUGCUGCAGUCCAAUUCUAAGGAAAUUUUCAAGACAAUAUUCGAUCUACGUGAAUUGAAAGCUUUGCACAGAUGGAAGAAACAAUCAUUUACAUUCAAAGCUGUGGCCGAUACUAUGAGGCGAGUGGAUGCGGAACAUAGAUGUCAUUGAUGCCGGAGAGUUGUGAAACUAAUCCAACCACGCUAGAAAGCAAUAAUUUAACCAUACAAGAAACUGUAUUUGAUUUUUCGAGUAUUCAAUUAUAUAGGAAAGAAUGAAAAUUGUUACUUCCUUACCAUUGUAGACUAGAGAACAAUAUCAAUUAACUAUUCUCAAUCUUUCCUGUACUGAAACUUGUUCUGAAACGUAUCACAGAUAAACCUAUAUAAUUAAUAUGAGUUAAUAAAAUUGAAUCGAUCCACCAAUAAAUCGUUCCCGCAAACUGA